Propithecus coquereli (Coquerel's sifaka) is the source of this 1272-nucleotide messenger RNA. It is a transcript of the gene SLC17A8, whose product is annotated as solute carrier family 17 (vesicular glutamate transporter), member 8. Gene Ontology annotation, molecular function: neurotransmitter transmembrane transporter activity; L-glutamate transmembrane transporter activity. Gene Ontology annotation, biological process: neurotransmitter loading into synaptic vesicle; monoatomic anion transport; transmembrane transport. The record is from RefSeq and is a predicted model, not a curated record. Bases 16 to 1272 code for a protein of 418 amino acids. The transcript has 9 exons. Gene Ontology annotation, cellular component: excitatory synapse; synaptic vesicle membrane. NCBI's taxonomy places the organism in Eukaryota, Metazoa, Chordata, Mammalia, Primates, Indriidae.
ACAUCGACUUUGAAUAUGUUCAUUCCUUCUGCGGCCAGAGUGCAUUACGGAUGUGUCAUGUGUGUCAGAAUUUUGCAAGGUCUAGUGGAGGGUGUGACCUACCCAGCCUGCCAUGGGAUGUGGAGUAAGUGGGCACCACCUUUGGAGAGAAGUCGACUAGCCACGACUUCUUUUUGUGGUUCCUAUGCGGGGGCUGUGGUUGCCAUGCCCCUGGCUGGGGUGUUGGUGCAGUACAUUGGAUGGUCUUCUGUCUUUUAUAUUUAUGGUAUGUUUGGGAUUAUUUGGUACAUGUUUUGGCUGUUGCAGGCCUAUGAGUGCCCAGCAGCUCAUCCAACAAUAUCCAGUGAGGAGAGGACUUAUAUAGAGACAACCAUAGGAGAAGGCGCCAACUUGGUUAGUCUAAGUAAAUUCAAUACUCCAUGGAAAAGAUUUUUCACAUCAUUGCCGGUUUAUGCAAUCAUUGUGGCAAAUUUUUGCAGAAGCUGGACCUUUUAUUUGCUCUUAAUAAGUCAGCCUGCUUAUUUUGAAGAGGUCUUUGGAUUUGCAAUAAGUAAGGUGGGUCUCUUGUCUGCCGUCCCACACAUGGUCAUGACGAUCAUUGUGCCUAUUGGAGGACAACUGGCUGAUUAUUUAAGAAGCAGAAAAAUUUUGACCACAACUGCUGUCAGAAAAAUCAUGAACUGUGGAGGUUUUGGCAUGGAGGCAACUUUACUCCUGGUGGUUGGCUUUUCCCAUACCAAAGGGGUGGCUAUCUCCUUUUUGGUGCUUGCUGUAGGAUUUAGUGGCUUUGCUAUUUCAGGUUUCAAUGUCAACCACCUGGACAUUGCGCCCCGCUAUGCCAGCAUUCUCAUGGGCAUUUCAAAUGGAGUGGGAACCCUCUCUGGAAUGGUCUGUCCCCUCAUUGUCGGUGCAAUGACCAAGCACAAGACCCGUGAAGAAUGGCAGAAUGUGUUCCUCAUAGCUGCCCUGGUGCACUACAGUGGUGUGAUCUUCUAUGGGGUCUUUGCUUCUGGGGAGAAACAGGAGUGGGCCGAUCCAGAGAAUCUCUCUGAGGAGAAAUGUGGAAUCAUCGACCAGGAUGAAUUAGCCGAGGAGACAGAACUCAACCACGAGAGUUUUGCGAGUCCCAGAAAGAAGAUGUCUUAUGGAGCUACGACCCAGAAUUGUGAGUUCCGGAAAAAGGAAUGGAGAGAACAGAGGGCAGCGACCCUUGAUGAGGAAGAGCCGACAUCUUACCAGAAUGAAGAGGGAAACUUCUCAGCUACAUCCUAA